Prorocentrum cordatum is the source of this 2007-nucleotide messenger RNA. The record is from the annotation of a GenBank genome assembly. Lineage: Eukaryota; Dinophyceae; Prorocentrales; Prorocentraceae.
GGCCAAGCGCAGCCUGCCCUCGUUCAAGGGUCAGGUGGUGACGGUCAAUGUCAGCUCGCAUGGCUCCCUCUUCGAGUGCAUGCCAGGCAUUGGCGACGACGUGAAGGUGCUGCUUGUUCAAGAGCACCACUUGCUGCCCGAGCGCAUCCAGCAGGCGCAAUCUCAGGCUCGUGAUAUUGGCUGGCAUGGGAUAUGGGCAGCUGCGACGCCGAGUACUGCCACGGCGACGGGCACGACUGCAGGGGUAGCGGCCCUCGUUCGCACGGACGUGAUGAUCACCGCCCCUAUCUUGGCAGAGAGGGAGGUUGUCACUGGAAGGUGUCUUUUUGCGCACAUUCACGGGGGUGUACCUGGAGGUUUCACAGCUGGCAGCAUCUACCUCGACACGAAGGAUGGCAUGGGCCCAGUCAACACGGCCUACCUGUGGGAGACGGUCAAGGCUCUCGCGAAGCUCAACAGCGAGGGGGUGGACUGGCUCAUUGGUGGGGAUUGGGAUAACCAGCCCGCUGAGCUUUUCUCGUCCAGCUGGGCUACGGCAGCUUCGGCAAUGCCCUUCUGCCCAAAGGUGCCGACGUGCAGGCAGGCCAAUCCUGGGACUGUACUUGAUUAUUUUUUGGUUUUAGUAAACAUGGCAGCACGGGUAGACUCCCACGUUCGGGUUGAUGAAGAGGUGACGUUAUACCCUCAUUGUCCAGUGCACCUGCAAGUCCUUGGACAGGACUACCCGCUAUGGAGGCUCGUGCCGAAUUUGCCUAAGGAACUACCACUACAGGCUCCUACUGGAUGUUCGAGGUUCCCUUACUACUGGGAGGCGACCAGCUUCGAGGAGGCCGAGGACGCGGAAGGUCUGGCUGCGUGCAUGGACGACUUGAUGAUUGGGGUCGAAAGGGAGCUCACCAACCGCUACGACCAUGUGGGGUCUGCCGCGCUGCGCUACUCAGGCCGAGCGGGGGCGACCUCCUUCACGUGGCGGAAGGUUGCCUGGCAGCCACCCCUCAAGCGCACCUACAAGCGCUCGCAGACCUUGGCCUGGAAAGUGGUGCUUCGAUGGUUUAUGCACAUUCAGAAGGAGCGCCACAGACUUCGUACGCUGGUCACCAGGCUUCAGAUGGCCCAUGUUCUUUGUGAUAUUGAUCCGCCCCAGUGUGCAGUCCUGCUCCAGGCUUCCAGUGAAGUUGGUGGGUAUCUUCGUAAUAUCAUGCGCAGCCAAGUUGUGCUUCACCAGAUGCCUGAGAAUGUGCAGGCCUUCUUGAAAUCUGGGCUGCAGGUCUUGGUUGCUCCUGGCUUCGAGGACCUCCUGCGCUCGGUCGGGAAUGAGGCCACUCGGCUGCGCAAGGGGGACCAGCGGGAAUCCUACCGAGCUUGGGUGCAGUUCCAGCGUAAGGCUUUUCAGGCAGGGGCCUCUAUCGCUCACCGUGUCACCAAGGUGCGGCCGCUGGAGCAGGCCUCAGAGUGGCCAUGUCUUCCGAAGCUUGACGCCGACACUUUGAGGAAGGUGAUGCUGACUUUCCCUAGAAAGACCUCGACGGGGCCCUGUGCAUUACACCCACGCUUGCUGUGGCACCUGUCAGAUGAGUCGCUCGAGAUGCUGGGCGGUUUCUUUGCAAGGUGCGAGCAGCUGCUCGCAUGGCCUGCAGAUCGGCUCUGGUCGAUGAUGUGUCGUAUUCCCAAGGCUGGCGAGGGACACCGCCUGAUUGCGGUGGUCCACACUUUCCAGCGCAUUUGGGGCAGGGCCCGACGUGGCAUAUCUCGGCAGUGGGAGCAGCAGCAUCGCACGGACAAUGUGUGGGGCAACAGGACCCGCUACACUUCGUCGGACAGCGCGUUUAGCCACAACUUGGACUCGGAGGUGGCGGUGCUGAGGGGCCAGUUCAGUGCGACGGUCCUACUAGAUCUCACGAAGGCGUUCGACAUGGUGAGGCCGUCGCAGCUGUUUCGCGAGGGCUGCUUGCUUGAUUAUCCACCGAGGAUGCUGUACAUGUUGCUCAAGAUGUACGCCCAGCCGAG